This is a messenger RNA of Carassius carassius (crucian carp), 1844 nucleotides long. Its product is annotated as transmembrane protein 74B-like. The transcript is spliced from 2 exons. Lineage: Eukaryota; Metazoa; Chordata; Actinopteri; Cypriniformes; Cyprinidae. The record is from RefSeq and is a predicted model, not a curated record. The coding region runs from base 324 to 1028 and encodes 234 amino acids.
CCACCAUACAGAUCCAGUGCAUACUAAAUAUGCACUUCAUAACUAACCCAUAUAUGCUUAGACAACGCAACAUGUGCAUCGACAGCACGAGCUGUGUUGAUAUUGACGAUUAGUAAUCAUAUAUGUGGUUGCGUUUGCGUUUAAAUCUGAAAAAUGAUAGUGUUUCUAUCGCGCAUGGCUAAAUCUCCUCUCGAGAUCUCAGUGGAAAAGGUCUUCUUCCUGUCAGCAGCAUCCCAGCGUUACUAUGAGAUCUGUGGAGCAAUCGCGUCUGAGGGUGAAACAGGAGUCAUUUGAUUCAACAUGAGUGCAAGCGUUGAGUGUCGAUGGAGUCUCUGAACGCCGUGGAGCUCCGUGAACUGGGGGAUGGGAGCAGGAGAGAACCUCCUCAGUCCUCCUUAGGACCGCAGCCCACAGCCGGCAUCGAAAACGCGUCGUUCGAGGAUGAGGAUCCGGGACCGAGGAUCCGCGUUACCUCCAGAACAUCUGGACCUGAGUUCACGGCCAUCGACUCUCAGUUGAAUCCGCUGCCUAUUCAGAGACAAGUGCCAUCACCACACUCCGAAGACGAACCUGAGAUUGAGUACAACAGCCAUUCAGUGGACUACGGGUUCAUUUUUGCGCUCGUUUUCCUUGUAAGCGGCAUCAUUUUAGUGGUAAUCGCCUACACGAUCCCAAGAGAGGCUAAAGUCAAUCCAGACCAAGUGACAGCGCGGCAGAUGGAGAAACUGGAGAUGUACUACGCACAACUCGGUUCUCAUCUCGACAAAUGUAUUAUUGCGGGACUUGGUUUGCUCACUGUGGGAGGAAUGCUUCUGUCUAUUUUAUUAAUGGUGUCUAUAUGCAAAGGGGAACUGUAUCGGCGGAGGACUUUUGCAAGAAGACCCAUGAAAUCGUACGGAUCCAUUAAUAUGAGGAUGAGGCAGUUAGCUGAGGGUGAUGGGAGGGAGACGCUUGUGGAAUGUGAACCGAACGCCAUCGCUGAUGCUGCGAACGGUAAUCAGGUUGCUUCUGGAACGCUAAACACGUAGCACAACAGAAUCACAUUGAGACCUGUAGAUUUGCAGUCGCAAAAAGAAAUAGUGCUCGCAAGGCAGCGUAAAUAACAAUUUAUAUUUAGCAGACGCUUUUAUCCAAAGCGACUUACAGCAUAUACAUUUUUUUUACUAGUAUGUGUGUUUCUUGGGAAUUGAACCCACAACCUUAUGUGCUGCUAAUGCAAUGUUCUACCACUGAGCCACAGGAGCAAAUAAAUGUUAGAUAAGUUUCAGUUUUUGGCUUUGAUAAUCUAAGUUGUGGUUGCUGUUGCCAUUUUUUUUCUGCUGUGUUGCCAGAUCUCAAAAAGGAACUUGGUCUAAGAACAACAUUAUUUUUAUUUGCUUUAAAAAUAAAUAAAUAAAUGAAUAAAAGUAAUAAAAUAUAAUAAUAAUGAAUUCAUAAUUAAUUAAUAGAGAAAACAAAACAAAAACUGAUUACAUAAAUACUAAAUUAAUUACUUCAGUUGGCAAAUGUAUUUUAAUUAUAUCGUUUUAUAUUAAUUUUAUAUUUCCUUAUUAUAUAAGGAAAAAAGCUUUUUUUUUACUCAUCAUUCGGUAUAGUAGUCAGAAAAUAAGUCUAAAAAAUGGCACUUUUUGACUGUGCAUAUUUCUAAGCUACUCUAGGGGGCCAAAAAACGAACCCAAACUGGUAUAAUAGGUGGACAUGGUAACAUAAGGUUACAUAGAAAAAAUACCAGUCAUGAUUCGGUAUGCAAAUAAACACAAGAAAAAAAAAAAACGAAUUUUAAUUUUCCAGUCAAUCUGUCUGUUAGAUUUUCACACUUUAAUCUUAAAUUGAAGUAAUUUCUU